AUGUUCAAUUGGCAGAACAUCGUCCUGCUCGUCCUCUCCUACGUCGUAAUACCGCGCCUCACCUUCCUUCCCUCCUCGCUGCACACGCUCCUCAUCGUCUUUGGCCCGUUCCUCCUACCGCGCGUGAUAAACCUACUCAAUACGAGCCGCGCAGCUUCACGAAGCGUCCCCGUCCGCCCGGUACCUACGAAGGUACAGCGCGCGCUGAAUCUGCUACUCCUGAGCACCAUCGUCUGUCUAGCGCUCAGCUUGCCACGAUUCGCAGAGGAGAACAUAUUCCUCCGCACGCAGAGCAGAUGGCAGAUCGAGCCGAACGUGCUCUUCACGCGGCUCGGCCUGCUGCGGGAGCUUACGCCCGAGGAUGAGAUGUUAAGAGAAAAGUUCACAAUAAACAGCGCGAACAAGAUGCUGUACUUUGCAUUUGGCCCAGAUACGCUGCUCAACUGCCUCUGGUGCAAUUCCGCCGCUUCCUCCAACCCCAACAGAAACUACUUCUUCUACGCGCUCCCAAAGUUGCUCACGCCGCACAUCACGCACCUCGCUGUUCUUGGGAUCGCCACUUCUUCGAUGAUCGGCCCAGAAGGCAAUCGUUUCCGAACACACGCUACAAUCGCGGGACUCGCACUAUUAGUGACAGAAACUUGGUAUUUGGGCACAUACGACCCGGCCUCCAACAAGCGUGCGAAGGUCCUCCAAGAAGUAGAUUUUGCGCACUGGCGCGUCCGCGUCCUACGUUACCUCGCCUUCGCUCUCGUCGACGCCGCACUCACCGCAACCCUUUACCUCACGUCCACGAACCGCUGGCUCGCGCGACCCGAACCCAUCGCCAACCGCCUCGAAUCUACCACUAAGACCGCGGAAGAAACACUGCAUAAGCUGCGCGCGCUAGGUCUGCUGGAAAAUAGCAUCAACCGAGAUCCUGGGCUAAGGCUGGUGAGGGAGGAGUACUGGCGCACCGAAGGACAGGUCAUGUCUGAGGCAGUGGCGGAGCCAGAAGUCACAGAGAAGAUCAAUGCGGCCAUUGGGAACAUGGAUCUCACUGCUUUAGAAGGCAAGGUUGGGGAGGUUGCGGACGGGAUUCUAUCUGCUAUCGAUGGGCUGAGGUCGAGCCAAGUGUUGGCGAGCAGUGGGACGAGUGAAGGUGCCAUGACAUAA
This is a messenger RNA of Didymosphaeria variabile, 1155 nucleotides long. RefSeq lists its product as uncharacterized. Lineage: Eukaryota; Fungi; Ascomycota; Dothideomycetes; Pleosporales; Didymosphaeriaceae. The transcript has a single exon. The record is from RefSeq and is a predicted model, not a curated record. Bases 1 to 1155 code for a protein of 384 amino acids.